Molecule: messenger RNA, 3847 nt
Organism: Columba livia (rock pigeon)
Lineage: Eukaryota; Metazoa; Chordata; Aves; Columbiformes; Columbidae
Gene: INCENP
Product: inner centromere protein
Exons: 20
Coding region: 96-2687 (863 amino acids)
Biological process (GO): mitotic cytokinesis; meiotic spindle midzone assembly; metaphase chromosome alignment
Cellular component (GO): midbody; meiotic spindle midzone; nucleus
Source: RefSeq, a predicted model, not a curated record
UGGCGCCACGGUGACGUGCCGGAGCGGAAGGCGGGCGUUAGGUUUGAAUUGCAGCGCGCGGCGGGGCCGCGGGCGGGCGGUUGGGCCGGGGCGCGAUGGCGGCGGUGGCGGCGAUGGCGGCGCUGCCGGCCGAGGUGAACCGGCGGCUGGCGCAGGUCCUGCGGGAGGUGGACGACACCGACCUGCUGUGGCUGCAGGAGAUCCGCGAGCUGGCGGACCAGGUGUUCAGCAGCCACUACAGAGACGAGCCCGAGCUGAUACCCAAGACGCCGUCGCAGAAGAAGCGGCAGCGGAGGAAGCGGCUUUCGACCCUGCAGGACGAGCAGCAGGGGCCGGGCAGGAAGAGAUUAUCUAGGAGGAGGAACAGCCGCCUCAAACUUGUACCCUCCAGGCAACAUUCUCAAGAACUCCACAAUAAAGAAAGCCUGGAACUCCUCAGGGCUGCGCUCAAGGACGCCUCUCCACCCCAGCGUGUCACAAGAUCCCAGGCUGCCGCAUCCGCUAAACGCUCAGAGGCCGUUCCUGAGACCCCUCUUGUGCAGCAAGCAGGAGGGAAGAUUGCUGUAGUAGAAAUUCAAGUCAGCGAUCGCACAAGCGCGGAGCUGCACCUCCAGAAAAGCACAGCUAAACCAGCAGAGCUCUCCUCGCCCGUCCUCCUGAGCUCAGGUGAUGAUUCUCCCGCGGAAGGCAGGGCUGUCAAGUCACCACCUGCGCCUGCAGCCCCUGAGCCCGUGGUCCCUCAGACCCCUGAGGCCAACGACGCGGGAGAAAGCGAGGCUGUGUCCAGGCAGAAGACAGCAAAGGCAGCUGGUGCUGUGGUCAUUUCGAGCGACGAGCCUGGGCUGGAGGUGGCGGAUGAGGCUGCUCAGGUGGAAGAGGCGGCUGACAAGGAGCCGUCCCAGCACGCGCGGGACAGCCCAGGGACUCCAACGGGCGCCAGGCUGAGCCGCCGCUCCGUGCGCAGGAGUCUGAUGGGUAAAACGUCCCUGACUCGCAGAACAUCCUUGGCAGAGAAAUACUCGCUCGCCAGCAAGAGGAGAAGCAUGACCCGGAGAUCUGCCGCCAGCACGCGGGUCAAGAAGGCAGCUCGAAAGUCAUCUGUGUCCUCCAGUCCCACAGACGUCUCCAGCUCUGCAGAGGUGCCAGAGGAUGAAGAAACAGUUGUCAACGCUGGGCCUCCUCCUGGACCUUGUACCCCCCCCAAGCCGAAUCCCCAAAGUCCACAGAUGUCCCUUCGCUCUCAAACCGCCAACAGAAACAAAGAGCCACAGGAGACGAGCAGCAACGAAAACAACUUACAUAAGAAUGGAGUGACCCAGGAACCACCCCAGAGUGCCAGGAGAAAGCCAAGCUACAAAAGAGCUGUGGACGAGCGCUAUGACAUCCAGCACGCACAAGACGGAGGGCUCUCUCCUCCGAGAAAGAAGGUGCCAUCCCCUGCCUUUCCAGCCAGCAAAGUGGUGCGGCCUUUCAAAACGUUUUUGCACACCGUGCAGAAGAACCAGCUUCUCAUGACGCCGACCUCUGUGGGGAGACAUGGCGUGAUAAAAUCUUUCAUCAAGUACAACACUCCUGAUCCCAAGGAAAAGGAGAGGCAGAAACUGGAGACUCUGCGGAAAAAGCAAGAGGCCGAGCAGCUGAGAAAACAAAAGCUGGAGGAAGAAAAGAAACGGCGUCUGGAAGAGGCAAAGCUGAAGCGCGAGGAGCGGCUGCGCAAGGUCCUGCAGACUCGGGAGCGGGCCGAGCAGAUAGAGGAGGAGAGGAAGAGGCGCAUCGAGCAGAAGAUCGCUCUGUCUGAGGAGAAGACUGAGAAGGUGCGGGAGGAGAGGCUGGCGGAAGAGAAGAUCAAGAAGAAAGCGGCUGCCAAGAAGCUGGAGGAAGCAGAGGCGCGGCGCAGGCAGGAGGAGGAGGCCAGGAGGCAGAGAGCGCUGCAGCAGGAGGAGGAGGAACGUCGGCACAGAGAGCUGGUGCAGAAGAGGAAGGAAGAGGAGCAGGAACGUGCCAGGAAGGCUGCAGAGCAGAGACAGGCGGAACAGGAGAGAGAGCGACAGCUGGCUGCGGAGAGGGAGCUGGAGAAGAAGAAGGAACAGGAGAGGAUCCAGGCAGAGAAGCUGCGGGAGCAGCAGGAGCGGGCUGCUCGCCUGCAGAAGGCUGUGCUGGCUGCGGAGCAGCAGCUCCACAGGGAGACGGAGAAGAAACAGGAGCAGCAGAGGCUAGCAGAGGCGAAGAGGCAGGAGCAAGAACAGAAGAAACUGCUAGAGGAACAAAAGGCUAAAGACUUAGCCCAAGCGCAGCACCCAGGAAACAAUGAGACCCCACCCGCCUCCGAGUCGUACCAGAUGACUCCACAGAGCCGGAAAGCCCCGAAGCCCCUCGCGGUGAAUACAGCUGACAACUACGGAAUGGAUCUGAACAGCGACGACUCCACCGAUGACGAAAGCCACCCCCGCAAGCCCAUCCCCGCCUGGGCCACGGGGAGCCAGCUGCGCCAGGCCGUCCUGCAGCAGUACCGCCACCCGCCCAGCCUGCGGGCGCUGUUCGGGGCCAUCGCGGUGCCGCGGCUGGAGAGCAUCUUCCGCAAGAGCAAGCCGCGCUACUUCAAGCGCACGAGCUCCGCGGUGUGGAGCUCCCCGCCGUUCCCCGGGGCCCGGCCGGCGCUCGCGCUGCCCCACGGCCCCAGGAAGUAGCGGGGGCGGCGGCGGGGGCUCCGGCUGCGGGGGAGAAAAGAUCCUGCGCAGUGUCUGUAAAUCUGUAGGUUUUAGCGUUGAAUAAAGGUCAGCUGGUUUUGGGCCUCUCCCAUCUUCUGGUUUUGGGGCUUUUUUCUCACUGUGGGUUUUGGGAGGUAUUGCCUCGGGAGGGAUGCGCUUCCACUCAUCACAGGCCUCGUUAGGCUGCUUGUCACUAAUCGAGGCACAUCUAAAAUUCACACUCUUUUAGAACAGAAUUAUAUACAUUAUUUGUCUCAAAGCAGAAGAACAUGAACAAAGCGCCGCGUUUCCAAGGCCGCCCUCGCUCACUCCCCGUGGGACCCGCUCCAGGGACACAGAGUCAGGAUGGGCUCUGCCAGGACAGCUGCUGGAGCCGCCUCCGGGAGCUUCUCCAUGGAACCGCUGCGCCGCGGCCCCGGAGCUGCGGUGUCCGCGUGACGCCGGGGCUGAGCCCGCGACCCGCGAUCCCGCGGCCGCAGCUCCCAGACGGGCCGGGGAGCGGACGGGAGGGAGCACAGCCAGAUGGGGCACGGCGGGUGCCUCCCGAGACCGCGCUCGUGUUCUGACAGCCCGAUCCUCCCCGCGCAGCACGGUGUCUGCGUCCCGCUCGCCGCUGGCACACGCGCUGCAGCCCGCUGGCAUGAAGCUCGCCGCUCCACUGCUCCUCGCCCUGCUGCUCUGCAGCUCCCUCGGGGCCGGGACCCCCGGGACCGUCCCCAGCCUCCUCCGGACGCUGCUCCAGGGCUCUGUCGAGCAGCUGCGCUCGGGGCCGAUGGCUCAAUACGCAGUGGACAACACAACCGGCGCCGCCCUGGGCUCCUUAAAGGAAUGCAUUGACCAGCUUUCUCCUGAGCACCUGCGCGCCCUCGUCGACCUGCUGAACCUGGUUCGCACAGAGGCCUGAAGUGACAAGAGAUUUGAUCUGGCUGCCGAUAACGCUCAGGAGCUCCAGCUCCUCGUGCCCAGCGCCUCUGGCAAAGCAACAAAUACAAACACUGCAGAAACCAGGAUCCUGGCACCUAUUCUACUAAACCACGUGCUGACCACGACACUCGUCACCUUCCAGACUACCACAGAUCUUAUUUCUUUAGAGGGAACAUCCAAGGUCUAAAUAAAAUUCAGAUGAUGCUUUAAAAUCA